Messenger RNA from Hippopotamus amphibius kiboko, 3459 nucleotides. RefSeq names its product phosphorylated CTD interacting factor 1 (gene PCIF1). Bases 317 to 2431 code for a protein of 704 amino acids. The record is from RefSeq and is a predicted model, not a curated record. Gene Ontology annotation, molecular function: RNA polymerase II C-terminal domain binding; mRNA (2'-O-methyladenosine-N6-)-methyltransferase activity. Lineage: Eukaryota; Metazoa; Chordata; Mammalia; Artiodactyla; Hippopotamidae. Gene Ontology annotation, cellular component: nucleus. The transcript is spliced from 17 exons.
CGCGGAGUCCCGGCCCGGGACACAAGAUGGCGGCAGCGGCGUUGGGGAGGGCGAGGCGGAGGCGGCAAAACGGGCGGUGGAGCAGAACGUGUAGCCGCGUCCCCUCGAGUCCGCUGCGGGCAGUUGCUGAGGCAAGGAAUCCCCUGGGCCCCCGUCCACUCCACUGCUGACCAGCCCACCCACCUGUGCUGCGCUUUCCUGCAGGCCUCCCCACUGCCUCUGUGGGACCCUGUGACGUGGGGGUCCAUCUGGCCGAAGAAGAAAACCCUCUCAUGCUAGCGUUGCAGACCCCAGAGGGUCCGGUGUGGGUGCUGAGAUGGCCAAUGAGAAUCACGGCAGCCCCCGGGAGGAAGCAUCCUUGUUGAGUCACUCCCCAGGCACCUCCAAUCAGAACCAGCCCUGUUCUCCAAAGCCCAUCCGCCUGGUGCAGGACCUCCCAGAGGAGCUGGUGCAUGCGGGCUGGGAGAAGUGCUGGAGCAGAAGGGAGAGCCGCCCCUACUACUUCAAUCGGUUCACCAACCAGUCCCUGUGGGAGAUGCCCGUGCUGGGCCAGCACGACGUGAUUUCGGACCCUUUGGGGCUGAAUGCAACCCCCCUGCCCCAAGACUCAAGCUUGGUGGAAACCCCCCCAGCUGAGAACAGGCCCCGAAAGCGGCAGCUCUCGGAAGAGCAGCCCAGCGGCAAUGGCGUGAAGAAGCCCAAGAUUGAAAUCCCCAUGACACCCACCGGCCCGUCAGUGCCCAGCUCCCCCAGCGUCCCAGGAACCCCAACGCUGAAGAUUUGGGGGACAUCCUCUGAAGAUAAACAGCAGGCAGCUCUCCUCCGACCCACUGAGGUGUAUUGGGAUCUGGACAUUCAGACCAACGCUGUCAUCAAGCACCGGGGGCCUUCAGAGGUGCUGCCCCCGCAUCCCGAGGUGGAGCUGCUCCGUUCCCAGCUCAUCCUGAAGCUUCGGCAACACUACCGGGAGCUGUGCCAGCAGCGGGAGGGCAUUGAGCCUCCCCGGGAAUCCUUCAACCGCUGGAUGCUGGAGCGCAAGGUCGUGGACAAAGGCUCUGAUCCUCUGUUGCCAAGCAACUGUGAACCGGUCGUGUCCCCUUCCAUGUUUCGUGAAAUCAUGAAUGACAUUCCCAUCAGGUUAUCCCGAAUCAAGUUCCGGGAGGAAGCCAAGCGUCUGCUCUUCAAAUACGCAGAGGCUGCCAGGCGGCUCAUCGAGUCCAGGAGUGCAUCUCCCGACAGCAGGAAGGUGGUCAAGUGGAACGUGGAGGACACCUUCAGCUGGCUGCGGAAGGAUCACUCUGCCUCUAAGGAGGACUACAUGGACCGCCUGGAGCAUCUACGGAGGCAGUGUGGCCCCCACGUCUCGGCUGCAGCCAAGGACUCUGUGGAAGGCAUCUGCAGUAAGAUCUACCACAUCUCCCUGGAGUACGUCAAACGGAUCCGAGAGAAGCACCUUGCCAUUCUCAAGGAAAACAACAUCCCAGAGGAGGUGGAGGCCCCUGAGGUGGAGCCCCGCCUGGUGUACUGCUACCCAGUACGGCUGGCUGUGUCUGCACCUCCCAUGCCCGGCGUGGAGAUGCACGUGGAGAAUAAUGUGGUCUGCAUCCGGUAUAAGGGCGAGAUGGUCAAGGUCAGCCGCAACUACUUCAGCAAGCUGUGGCUCCUUUACCGCUACAGCUGCAUCGAUGACUCUGCCUUUGAGAGGUUCCUGCCCCGAGUCUGGUGUCUUCUCCGAAGGUACCAGAUGAUGUUCGGCGUGGGCCUCUACGAGGGGACGGGCCUGCAGGGAUCGCUGCCCGUGCAUGUCUUCGAGGCCCUCCACCGACUUUUUGGCGUCAGCUUCGAGUGCUUCGCCUCACCCCUCAACUGCUACUUCCGCCAGUACUGCUCUGCCUUCCCCGACACAGACGGCUACUUCGGCUCCCGCGGGCCCUGCCUGGACUUCUCCCCGCUGAGUGGUUCCUUCGAGGCCAACCCUCCGUUCUGCGAGGAGCUCAUGGACGCCAUGGUCUCUCACUUUGAGAAACUGCUCGAGAGCUCGCCAGAGCCCCUGUCCUUCAUUGUGUUCAUCCCCGAGUGGCGGGAACCCCCGACCCCAGCGCUCACCCGCAUGGAGGAGAGCCGCUUCAAGCGCCACCAGCUGGUCCUGCCCGCCUUUGAGCACGAGUACCGCAGCGGCUCCCAGCACGUCUGCAAGAAGGAGGAAAUGCACUACAAGGCCGUCCACAACACGGCCGUGCUCUUCCUACAGAACGACCCCGGCUUUGCCAAGUGGGGGCCGACGACUGAGCGGCUGCAGGAGCUGAGCACCGCCUACCGGCAGUCGGGCCGCAGCCAUGGCUCUGGUGGCUCCUCCUCAUCCUCCUCGGAGGCCAAGGACCGGGACUCAGGCCGUGAGCAGGGCCCCAGCCGCGAGCCUCAUUCCACCUAACAUCCUGCGGGGAGGAGGAGCCCCAGGGUGCUGGUAUGGACUGCUGGGGCUCGGGCCUCUUGGGGCUGAGUGGACCCCAGGCCCCUCCUUCUGGGGUGGCAGCAGGACCCAGGCUGCCAAUGACAUAGGAAGAUUAUGGCUCUGCCAGGGCUUCCCCUCCCUGCCCGCAUCCCCAACUUCCCACCUCAGACUCACUCCAAGUCCCCUGUAAAUAGGCCCCAUGCCUUCCCUCCUUGCCCCCACCCCCAUCGUGUUGCCACCUCGUUUCAUUUGUAAAAGGAAAUACAGAAACCCCCCCAAGAAUGUGUGAGGGUCUUGAGGGCAGAGAAGGCUGAGGAACCUGGAGCAGCUUCUGGGACCACAGCCCCUCUACUCGACAUUCAGGCUGACCUUCUCAUGACCCCUGGGCCUUCACACCCAACCAACCCAGUGCUCCGGUAUCUAAUUUCUCAUCUUGCUGUCCUCACAACUGGGCCCCUGCUGGCCUGCACCCUGGAGGUCUAAAGAGUCCAGAGCCCUACAUCAACGAUCUGCAAGCCCCGACUUCCACAGCUGGUAUCGGCUUCACUGAUACCUCUGGGGAGCAAGAGGGCAGGUAGCUGGGUCCAGAUAGAAACCUAAAUGCCUGUUGGCUCUGGAGCCACUGCAGUGAGCAGGCAGCAGGUGUGUUUUCUAGUCAGGGGUCAGGAAGAAGAGCACAGCAGAGGCACCUAGCCUCGGGUUGUGGUCUCUGUGCAGGCAGCCACCUGGCUGUGCUCUGAGGACUUCUAGGCAUGGAGUUAUUGCUCCCCUGGGGCUGGAAGGAAGCAGAGUCUGAAGGUGCUCAGUGGGGCUUUCACCAGCUUAGCCAUCUCUCCCAGUAUCAGGCCUCUGCCCCAAGGGUCUGCCCUACUGGGCCACUGUACUUACAGAGGCAGGGCAAGAUGCACUGCAGGGCUGGCGGUUUCCACCUCACUCCCACCUUUGUGGGCUGUAAUGGGCUCUUCGUGCUGCGUCCUAAAUCCUUGUUGGUUCUGGCUGUAGCAGCA